AGUUGAAAACGAAACACUGAACAGUGCAGAUCGAAAUAUUUAUUAUUUAACUUUCUUUUCCAUAGUUUAAAUAAAAUGAAUAGGAUAUUGAAGAUAGGAAUAGAUUUCCUGUUAUUAGCAGUUCCUGCAUUUACGGCUUUAAUGCUGAAUUUAUACGUUGAUCCAUUCCAAAGAGGAUUGUUCUGUGAUGAUGAGAAUAUUAGAUAUCCUUAUAGAGAUGAUACAAUAAGUACACUUACUAUAGCUUUGGUGGGCGGGAUUUUUGGUGUAUUACUAAUAAUAAUCGUGGAGACAAUACUUAAAGCUUCAAAUGAUACAUUCUACACAAGUGAUUCACGCGGCAUUAUGGUCUAUAAAUGGAAGAUAUCACCUUACAUUCAAAAUCUUUAUCACUUCAUCGGUUUUCUUUUGUUUUCCAUGUCAAUAAAUCAAUUUAUUACUGACGGAACCAAGUUUGCAGUUGGAAGAUUGCGGCCUCACUUUAUAGACCUCUGUCAACCAAGAUUCCCGGGCGGAACUACAUGUGAAAAUUCAAUAAAUUAUAAUCGAUAUAUUCGAGAUUUUGUGUGUACUAGUGGUGCUCCAGAAAGCUCUUUGAAAAACGGCAGAUUAUCAUUCCCAUCGGGUCACACAAGCUUCGCAUUUGUCACAGCAAUUUAUUGUGUGUUUUAUUUGGAAUCUCGCAUGAGAUACAAUGGGUCUAAAUUAUUGAAGCACUUCAUUCAAUUAUUUUUCAUCUGUGGUGCUCUUUAUACUGGAUUAUCGAGAAUUUCGGACUACAAGCAUCACUACACAGACGUAUUAGCUGGUCUUAUACUCGGAAGUUUGAUUUCAUAUGUCGUGUGCUUCCACAUUUCAAAGCUUUUUAAAAAGAACAAAUAUUUUGACAGUGACGCUGAUGUUUGAGACUGUUUUGUGAUUACAUGCUGAACGUGCAUUCUAGUGAUAUAAGUUUUGUGCUUUAACUUACCCUGUUUUUUCGUUAUAAGCUAGUAGCUUAGAAGAAUAAAAAAGUAAUUUUUUUGGAUCACUAGUAGCUUAGUAACGAGUAGUA
Chironomus riparius is the source of this 1054-nucleotide messenger RNA. Lineage: Eukaryota; Metazoa; Arthropoda; Insecta; Diptera; Chironomidae. The record is from the annotation of a GenBank genome assembly.